UCUUCCCUCUUCGGCCGCCCAGGCGAGAGUCGCGAGGCUGCUUCCUCCGCGCGGACUCCACUCCCCAGCAUGCCUCGCGCGGGGUCAGGGAAGCGCUUCCGGCUGGAGGAGACCGUCGGCUGUAAACAUCCCGAUUCCGCUUGGAGCUCAGAUUGGGGCCUCACUGGACCAAGUCCUCCCAGGGAAUCGGAUGCCAUGGCUCUCUCUGAGUGCUACAUCGCAGUCAAGCUGGCAGAUCAACCGCUGGCUCCCAAGUCCAUUUUGCGCCUGCCAGAAACGGAGCUGGGCGAAUGGCCCCUGGGGGGCUGCAGCAUCUCCUACCUGAAACAGCUCAUCACAGGGAAGCUGCAAGAAUCUGUCCCCGACCCAGAACUCAUUGAUCUGAUCUACUGUGGACGGAAGCUGCGGGAUGACCAGACACUUGAAUUCUAUGGCAUCCAGUCCGGCUCCACAGUCCACGUCCUCCGAAAGUCCUGGCCAGAGCCAGAACAGAAGCCAGAGCCAGUGGACAAAGUUGCCGCAGUCCGAGAGUUCCGGGUCCUGCACACCGCUCUGCACAGCAGUCCUGUCUUCAGGGAUUCGGUCUUCAAGAUGCUGGGGAACAAGGAGUCGCUCGAUCAGAUCAUUGUUGCUACCCCUGGCCUCAGCAGUGACCCAGUCGCUUUGGGUGUCUUGCAGGAUAAGGAUCUUUUCUCGGUCUUUGCUGACCCGAAUAUGUUGGACACGCUCAUCCCAUCCCACCCUGCCUUGGUGAAUGCCAUUAUCCUGGUUCUCCACUCCGUGGCCAGCAGCACCCCCUUGCCCACGGCAGAGACCUCCUCGCGCAGCAUGCCUUCCAGCUCCUACCGGGACAUGCCAGGUGGCUUCCUGUUUGAAGGUCUCUCUGAUGAUGAAGACGAUUUCCAUCAGAGCACAAGGACCACACCUUCCAGCAGCACCUCUGGGUCCCGCCCGGCAUCCCUUGGCUACACUGGGGCAGCCGGCCCCAGGCCCAUCACCCAGAGCGAAUUGGCGACGGCCCUGGCUCUGGCCAGUACCCCUGAGAGCAGCUCCCACACUCCGACCCCAGGGACCCAGGGGCAUUCUUCAGGCACGUCUCCGAUGUCCUCCAGCGUCCAGUCAGGAACGCCCAUCACCAAUGACCUCUUCAGCCAGGCCUUGCAGCACGCCUUGCAGGCUUCCGGGCAGCCAAACCUUCAGAGCCAGUGGCAGCUGCAGCUGCAGCAGUUGCGGGACAUGGGCAUCCACGACGACGAGCUGAGCCUCCGAGCCCUCCAGGCCACUGGGGGGGAUAUCCAGGCCGCUCUGGAGCUCAUAUUUGCUGGAGGAGCCCCCUAAUAUCUCUGCAUGCUUACCUGCGUGCCUCUGACGGAGAGGCCUUGGACCCUGGGAGGUUAUUCUAUUGCGCUUGAUCCCUGCACCCACUGAGCCCAUCCUCAGGCACCUGGCACCCACCAUUGCCCUGUUUUCCGUCCAUGCUGCACUGGGCCAGCCCAGAAUCUUGCCCACCCUCCACUUUUCCUUGUCUGAAGAAAAGCCUUUUUAAGGCAGAGGGGCUGAUGGACAGCAACAAGGCAGAAGCUGUGACUUUGGGAUGGAUUGUGAUGAACCAGCAGCUGCUUCCAGGGCUGGGCCAAAAGACUCCGCACCCCAGACAGCUGGGUGCCCAUGUUCCCCUGUGGGACGAAGAUCGGGCACUGCCCUCUCUGAAGGGCACCUCCAUCGUUCUGAAUAACUUGCAUGCUUUUUCCACCUGUGUUCAUGGCUCUGUCUAGUUUGUAUGACUCUCAGACACCUUAAUUAAAGCUGUCCUUCUCCCAA
This is a messenger RNA of Lacerta agilis (Sand lizard), 1821 nucleotides long. It is a transcript of the gene UBL7, whose product is annotated as ubiquitin like 7. The transcript is spliced from 11 exons. Gene Ontology annotation, cellular component: cytosol. The record is from RefSeq and is a predicted model, not a curated record. Lineage: Eukaryota; Metazoa; Chordata; Lepidosauria; Squamata; Lacertidae. The coding region runs from base 70 to 1338 and encodes 422 amino acids. Gene Ontology annotation, molecular function: polyubiquitin modification-dependent protein binding. Gene Ontology annotation, biological process: ubiquitin-dependent protein catabolic process.